GUUGGCUAGGCAUGGUUGUCGCGGUAGUUGUGGAGUGAGAGAUGUUCUCUGGUCUUAUACGAAAGUGACAUAAACAGUUAUUGGAGCAGUAGAGUAUUUAUUCGGAAAGGGCCUGCCGUUCACACAUUUCAAGAAUGAGCCCGUGGAAGCUAGUUUGGUGCCUAUUUUACUUGGCAGUGCUAACCUCUCUGGCAGCGCUGUCCUGCCAAGCGCAGAACGCGGACGAGUCCGUCGAUGCGAAGAUCUCCGAGUUUUUCAGAUCUGGUCACACCAACAACUGGGCCGUUCUGGUGUGCACAUCAAGAUUUUGGUUCAACUACCGGCAUGUCGCGAAUGUGCUGUCCAUCUACCGAAGCGUCAAGCGUUUCGGCAUUCCGGACAGCCAGAUAAUAUUGAUGAUCGCCGAUGAUAUGCCUUGCAACCUCCGCAAUCCGAAACCGGCGACUGUGUUCAAUAAUGCUCACCACCACAUCAACGUCUACGGCGACAACGUGGAAGUCGAUUAUAGGGGAUACGAGGUCACAGUGGAGAACUUCAUUCGUAUACUGACAGGGCGCCUGCCUGCCAACACUCCACGUUCGAAGCGGCUUCUUACGGAUGAGUAUAGCAACAUUCUGAUCUACAUGACAGGCCAUGGUGGGGAUGGAUUUCUCAAGUUUCAGGAUUCUGAAGAAGUCACAAAUGUUGAGCUGGCGGAUGCAUUUGAGCAGAUGUGGCAAAAACGGAGGUACCAUGAGAUUUUCUUCAUGAUUGACACAUGCCAGGCAGAGUCCAUGUUUAAGCGUUUUUAUUCGCCCAAUAUUCUUGCUGUGGCCAGCAGCAAGAUUGGUGAAGACUCGCUCUCGCACCAUGGUGACCCGACAAUAGGAGUAUAUGUCAUUGAUAGGUACACAUACUAUGCACUCAUGUUCCUUGAGGAGGUCAACACCAACAACACCAAGACUAUGGCCCAGUUUUUGCGUGUCUGUCCCAAGUCAGUGUGCAUCUCGACAGCGGUGUCACGCAAGGACUUAUUCACACGUAACCUGGAUCAAGUGCCCCUGACAGACUUUUUCGGGAGUGUGCGGAAUGUUGAACUCACUCAACAGAAGGUCUCACUGAAACCCCUGCCACCAUCGAACUCAUUUCUAGGCAAACCACAAGAAAAAAACAUCACUGUCAACCAGAAGCAAGGCUGGCAAAAAAUUAGGCAGUUUUCGUUCCUUUCAUAGCGAAGCCACGUGAACUUGGGGGAUGUCUGCGCAAUGACCAAGGAUAGGUCAUCGCUAUUUCAUUGUACAGUCAUGCACAAACUGUAGAUAAGCACACUUGUACCAGCUUGCAAGUUAUGAUAUUUAAUAAAAAAAAUGGAACUAUCA
Molecule: messenger RNA, 1358 nt
Organism: Rhipicephalus microplus (southern cattle tick)
Lineage: Eukaryota; Metazoa; Arthropoda; Arachnida; Ixodida; Ixodidae
Product: GPI-anchor transamidase
Biological process (GO): proteolysis; attachment of GPI anchor to protein
Cellular component (GO): GPI-anchor transamidase complex
Molecular function (GO): GPI-anchor transamidase activity
Source: RefSeq, a predicted model, not a curated record